AUGUCCGCCUUGAGAUGUCCGCUAUGGGUACAGAUUAGUGAAACUGUUUGGGAAAUCGAAGCGCACGAAGAUUUCGAGGAACAAGAAAGCCUUCAGACCAGCCAAGUGGAAAUGGAGAACCGCUACUACGAUGCGAAAUCGUUUCUAGUGGAGAAGACUCAAGCGUUUCAGAGCGAUGCCAAUCAGAACCAAACGCUUCAUCCUGGAGACGACACUCUUCAUGGCGUGAUGGACCACGUUCGGCUGCCUCAAAUCAAGCUACAAUGCUUUGAUGGCAACAUCGAUGACUGGUUAAGUUUCAGGGAUCUCUACACUUCCUUGAUUCACGAGAAACCAGAUCUACCGGCAGUGGAGAAGUUUCACUACCUCAAAGGGUGCCUGGCAGGUGAGGCAAAGGCACUGAUCGAUCCGCUAAAGAUCACAAGAGACAAUUACCAGGUUGCUUGGCAGACGUUGCUAGAACGCUAUAACAACAACAAGCUUCUUAAAAAGAAGCAGGUGCAAGCGAUGAUCAAAUUGCCGUCGCUCAUCAAGGAAUCAGCCACAGAUCUCCACAAAUUGGUUGAUGGAUUCGACCGUGUGAUUCAAACGCUCGACCAAAUUAUCCAGCCAGCGGAUUAUAAAGAUCUGUUGCUGGUGGAACUUCUAAGUUCUCGUCUCGAUCCAACCACACGACGCGGGUGGGAAGAACAUUCGUCUACGAAGCAGCAGGACACUGUGAAGGAUCUGCUGGAAUUUCUACAGCGGAGAAUACAAAUUCUCGAAGCUCUGCCAGCGAAGGUAGAAACGAAGAUCGACCAAUCCCUACUACCGAAACGGAAACCGUUCUCAGCGAAGGUCAGCAACAACGCCGUACAGUCGAACAACGCUAAGUGUCCGUCGUGUUCGGAGAUUCAUGGGCUCCACAUUUGUCCAGCCUUUCUGAAGAUGUCGUUGUCCAGUCGAGAGUCCCUACUGCGGGCUCAAUCGCUCUGCCGCAAUUGCCUCAAACGUGGUCAUCUUGCUCGAGAGUGUGCAUCGAAGUUCUCUUGUCGGUAUUGUAAGGCACGACACCACUCCUUGCUGUGCUUCAAGGCAGGAGACGCCAACGGUAGCCAAGGAUCAUCAGGGAAGGCGAAUCUGGGAGAUAGCGCUAAGCAGGACGGCACAGGUGCGAAUUCGAAGGCAGCGAAUGCCUCAGCGGUUGAAUCUACUUCUUCCAACGCGGCACAGUGCGUCUCAUCUCAGGUUCUCCUAGCUACAGCAGUCGUCGUGAUCGAAGACGACCAAGGUUCUCGCUAUCCAGCACGAGCGCUACUGGAUUCAGGGUCGGAAUGCAACUUCAUCACCGAGAAUCUUUACCAGACGAUGAAGGUAGCGGUUAAAAGGACGGACAUUUUGAUUAUGGGCAUCGGACAAUCCAGCUCUAAGGCAUCUCGCAAGAUCAAGGCAGUCGUCAAGUCUCGAAACUCGUCGUACGCUCGAUCGAUGGAAUUUCUCGUUCUACCGAAGGUCACAGCUUGCCUACCAACCUCUACAGUUCAGGCAAAUGGAUGGGAUAUACCGGUAGACAUCGAAUUAGCGGAUCCAGAGUUUUUCCGGUCAAGAAAGGUCGACUUGGUGUUAGGUAUCCAAGCUUUCUUCAGCUUCUUUCCAACCGGAAGGGAAAUCCAACUUGGAAAGGGUUUACCUGUGCUGACCGAGUCCGUAUUUGGGUGGAUAGUGACAGGCGAAGUCACUACAGCAAGUCAGGGUACCAAGUACACUUGUAAUAUGGCAGUCUCGGACGAUCUGGAGGAACUAAUGGCACGGUUUUGGUCCUGCGAGGAAGUGGGAGCCGUCAGCAAAUUCUCUCCAGAAGAAGCGCACUGCGAGGAGAACUACGAACGAACAGUCAAGCGGGAAUCGGACGGACGGUACACGGUCACCCUCCCCAAGAACUUUGAAGUUUUGGCGGAAAUCGGUGAAUCGAAGGACAUUGCUCUGAGACGGCUGCGAGCGGUAGAACGAAGGUUGUCCAAGGAUGAGCGGCUUCGGAAGCAGUACAGCGACUUCAUGACUGAAUAUCUGGAGCUCGGUCACAUGCGAAUGGUGAAUGACUGCGAGGAGAAUACAGUCAAGCGUUGUUUUCUACCCCACCACCCGGUGAUCAAGGAGUCUAGCACCAAGACCAAGGUGAGAGUGGUCUUCGACGCUUCGUGUAAAACGUCUACGGGUGUAUCACUCAAUGAUGCACUGUAUGCUGGACCAGUUGUUCAGCAAGAUCUCAGGUCGAUCGUUCUCCGUAGUCGGAUUCGUCAGGUGAUGGUUGUAGCUGAUGUGGAAAAAAUGUUUCGGCAGAUCUGGACGAAUUCGGAAGACACUCCUCUACAAUGCGUUUUGUGGACGUCACCAGAUGGGAAGGUUUCCACAUACGAACUUCUAACCGUGACGUACGGCACCAAAUCUGCCCCAUAUCUCGUCACUCGGACCUUGAAACAGCUGGCGUCCGAUGAGCGGGACAGGUUUCCUCUAGCAGCACCAACCAUCGAAGAGGACGUGUAUAUGGACGAUGUUAUCUCUGGAGCAGACGACGUCGAAUCGGCGAUCGAAUUGAGAAGGCAAGUCGACGCAAUGAUGAUCAGCGGUGGAUUCAAACUGCGAAAGUGGGCUUCCAACCGCCCGGAAGUACUACAAGGCAUUCCAAGGGAAAAUCUGGCGUUACCUGAUUCGGACGGCAUUGAUUGGGACCAGGAUGCAGAGGUGAAAGCAUUGGGCUUAACAUGGCUUCCCAACGUAGAUCAAUUCCGUUUCAAGUUCGAAAUUUCUCCAAUCACCGAGCAUCAGAUCCUCACGAAACGACAGGUGCUGUGUUUUAUAGCGAGACUUUUCGACCCACUAGGCCUGCUUGGAGCGACCAUCACUUCUGCGAAGAUCUUCAUGCAGCGGCUUUGGUGUCUGAAGAACGAAGAAGGCCAAAAUCUCCAAUGGGACGACCCACUACCCGAAAUGGUGGGUGAGGAAUGGCGAACCAAGAAACUGCAAUCGAAGAGAAGAGCCGAUGUAAAUAAACUCGCCAGCUAUCACCUCUACCCUCCCCGCAAGAUACCUCUCCCCGCAUCAUCUAACUGCUCAUAUGCUUGUACCUUCCUUAAACUUACCUUGUGGCGAACAUUCCACGAGCAACUUCCUUCACUGAACGAAAUUCGGAUUCCACGAUGCGUCAUAGGUCCAGGCUCACUAUCCGUAGAAUACCACUGUUUCUCGGACGCCUCAACAGUCGCUUACGGCGCGACAAUCUACGUUCGGAGCCAGAGAGACGAUGGCGCAGUUUCGGUUCACCUUUUGACCUCGAAAUCAAAGGUGGCACCGCUCAAGGUGCAGUCUCUACCUCGAUUGGAACUCUGCGGCGCACUUUUGGCAGCACAGCUUUGGGAAAAGGUAACAGAAUCACUGAAAACAGAUGACCGAGUUCAAUUUUGGACGGAUUCGACAUGCGUACUCCAUUGGAUAAGGUCACCACCAGCAACAUGGACAACUUUCGUCGCGAACAGAGUUGCGAAAAUUCAAGGUUUGACGGAAGCAGAUCAAUGGAGACACGUUCCUGGAGUUACAAACCCGGCUGAUCUGAUCUCACGUGGAAUCUCGCCGAACAACAUCCUUGGGAACGAUAUGUGGUGGCAUGGACCUACCUGGCUGCUGCAAAACCCUGAAAGUUGGCCCAAACCCGUGAAAAACACCCCAGAAGAAGAGUUGGAGAAACGACGCAAUGUGGUGGCUUGUGCUUCGUCGAAGGAAUCUGGGUUCAUUUCGGAUUUUUUAGCCAAAUUUUCAUCGUUUACGAGAUUGAUUCGGAUGACCGCAUACUGGUUGCGCUUCCUGAACAACCUACGGUGCUCAGCAGAUGAGAAACGGACAGGAUAUUUAACUAGUAGAGAACUGCAAGCUGCGGAGCAAACGAUUCUCCAGAAGGUCCAGGAAGAGUCGUUCCCGGACGAAAUCAGCAAGUUGUUGGCUGGCACACCUGUGGCUCGGAAUUCUCCUCUGCGAUGGUACAAUCCACAAAUGGACGAAAACGGCAUCCUACGAGUGGGGGGUCGAUUAGCUCAUUCCGAAGAGUCGCCGAGAACGAAGCAUCCGAUUGUUUUACCGGCAAGACACGCUCUCACUGAGUUGAUCCUCCAGCACCAUCAUCAAAUGUACCUCCACGCUGGGCCACAAUUGCUUCUAGGUACGGUUCGGCAACGGUAUUGGCCACUAGGUGGCAGAAACCUGGCGAGAAAGGUCGUCCACCAAUGUCAACGAUGCUUUCGUGCAAAACCGUCAGCAAUGCAGCAACAAAUGGGAGAAUUACCGGCAGCUAGAGUCACCGUUUCGCGUCCUUUCUCGAAAGCUGGUGUCGAUUUCUUCGGGCCUGUGUAUCUGCGAGCUGGUCGUGGACGGACACCGACAAAGGCAUACGUCGCAAUCUUCGUGUGCAUGGCCACGAAGGCCGUGCAUAUGGAACUAGUCUCAGACCUUUCUACGGAGCGGUUUCUACAGGCGUUGAGACGUUUCUUUGCUCGCCGGGGGCGCUGCACCGAUGUUUACUCGGAUAACGGGACGAAUUUUGUGGGAGCAAGAAAUCAAAUCCGAGAGCUGUUCGAUUUGCUGAAAGAGAAGACACAUCGUGAAACUGUUGCAAAGGAAUGUGCAAACGAAGGCAUAUACUGGCACUUCAACCCUCCAAGUGCCCCACGUUUCGGGGGUUUGUGGGAGGCAGCAGUUCGAUCAGCGAAGUUCCAUCUACUACGAGUCGUCGGUAGCAAUCCUGUGCAUCAAGAGGAUUUCGUCACCUUGCUGACAAAGUGGAGGCCUGCAUGA
This is a messenger RNA of Aedes albopictus (Asian tiger mosquito), 4821 nucleotides long. RefSeq lists its product as uncharacterized. NCBI's taxonomy places the organism in Eukaryota, Metazoa, Arthropoda, Insecta, Diptera, Culicidae. The record is from RefSeq and is a predicted model, not a curated record. Gene Ontology annotation, biological process: proteolysis; DNA integration. Gene Ontology annotation, molecular function: nucleic acid binding; aspartic-type endopeptidase activity; zinc ion binding. The coding region runs from base 1 to 4821 and encodes 1606 amino acids. The transcript is spliced from 2 exons.